UAAACUGCAGUCUUCAGGGAUUGCCUAGAAACCCACGUUCAACAGAAGGAGGGCAAGAGACACUUCCUAGACGCUCAUGACUGAAUCACUCCGAACCAGCUGAGAUUUACACAUCGGCCAGACCCACAGAGGAGCAGCGAGUGCGACUAUGUCCACUGUAACAGCUCAGCCUCUGCCAUUUGUCCUGGAGAGAGAGAAGCACAUUGAGAUGCUGUUCAGAGCUUUCAGCAGGAGGUGGAGACCCUCCACAGACCCGCAGGAGCUUACCGCCCCACAUGACCAUAGACACAGCCACAUCUCUUCCCACCAGUCCAGUGAUGGUGGAGGGAUCCGGACAGUGGGAAUGGAGAUGAACAGCGUGGGUAAAGAAGAGCAGUGGAUCACUGCAGGAUUACCAGCAGGUCUAGCUGUUCUGAGAACAGUCCGCCAGCUGCACAUCACUGCCAUACCUGAGCUCCAAGGUCCCCGGUGCAUAGACCGCAGGACAUACAGCAUCACCACGGAAACCAGAGAACAACUGUUUGUGGCUGUGGAAGAGAGCUCAUGUGUGUGUGUGCAGUGCUGUGGGCCUGCUCGCUCCUGCUCUCUCCAGGGUUUCGACCAAGACCACCAGCACAUCUUCCAGUUUGAAAGGCCCCUGAGGGCAGACUCAUGCUGUCUGGGCUGUUGUCUGAUGGAAAUGAGAGCAUACACGGCUCAGAGGGAGCUCAUCGGCACCGUCCACCAGAGGUGGAGUAUGUUCACACCAUACUUUGAAGUGUGCGACUCUGCAGGGUCCUCCACAGUAAGGAUACAAGGCUCCUGCUGUUCAGUACGCUGCCUCGCCGACCAGGAGUUUGAGGUUGUCUCCAUGAUUGGUGAGCGCAUUGGAACUGUAUGGAAAAAGUGGCCAGGGUACAGUGAGGACUGUAACAUGGAUCAUGAGCAUUUCGGCUUGGAUGUGCCUCAGAAUCUGUGUGUGACUACCAAAGUGCUGUUACUUGCUGCUACAUUUCUCCUGAAUCAUAUGUUUUUCGAAAUGAGCUGAACUAAAGAUAACAGGAGCCAUUAAAGAAGAAACCCAAACUAUGGAUUGUGAAAAUCUGCGGACAGGUCUCACCGUUACUGAGCAACCACACAUUUUUGCCUUAAAAUAGCUUUGACUUGAGAAACCUUGUAAAUACAUAGCCAGAGCGCUCAACUAAUGCAAAAUUUAGUAGUCCCACAAACCCUAAGCACACAUUUCCAAGUCAAUGUUUGCCCUCUAAAAAUACAGUGCAGUCUGUCCGUGUUUCUCUAGUGACAUGUUUUCUGCUGGUAGGCCUCUGUAAUUGAGCAGUACUUUAGCUAGAUUUGAAAUGAAACAAGGGCUAUCAAGUUAAUCACCUGUCAAACAAAAGAUCUAGAUUCAACUGUGUAACUGUCAUGAGGAAUCUGAGGUCUUUUGGAGAUACAGAGAUUUGUUAUACAGUGUCAUUUUGAAUAAUAAGAAAACAGAGACGAUGAUGUUUGACCCAAAAGCAAAAGAUGACCACUCUCCCAUGGUGGUUGAUAACCAGAAUAUGGCACAAGCAGAGUCUUAUAAGAAUACAGAUGUAAAUCUACAAUUAGAGACUGUGCAGUCCAUCUGUUUUUCUGUAUACUUUGUUAGCCCCCUUCUCACUGUUCUUCAAUUCAGGACCACUGGCGCAGGUAUUAUUUGGGCGGUGGAUCAUUCUCAGCACUGCAGUAACACUGACGUGAUGGUGGAAUGUUAAUGUGUGUUGUGCUGGUACGAGUGGAUCAGACACAGCAGUGCUGUUCUAAGAAAAGCACCUCACUCCACAGUCCAGUUAGCAGCAGCUGCAUAUUCAACAUUUAUUGCUAUCAUUAGUCAAUCGUAAUCAAAAUAUUACCUCAAACACCAGUACUUUCAGCACCAUCACUGAAUUCCAGGCAGUAUGUAAGA
This is a messenger RNA of Pygocentrus nattereri (red-bellied piranha), 1927 nucleotides long. Its product is annotated as phospholipid scramblase family member 5. Lineage: Eukaryota; Metazoa; Chordata; Actinopteri; Characiformes; Serrasalmidae. Gene Ontology annotation, cellular component: plasma membrane. Bases 149 to 1027 code for a protein of 292 amino acids. The record is from RefSeq and is a predicted model, not a curated record. Gene Ontology annotation, biological process: plasma membrane phospholipid scrambling. The transcript has 8 exons. Gene Ontology annotation, molecular function: phospholipid scramblase activity.